AUUAUUGCCUAAUAAGGCAGCAAGUCAGCAGGUUUUCAGAUGCAGCUUAUGUAUGACUUCCUCGUCUAACACACCUGAUUAAACUUUUUACCUCAUUAGUAGAGACUGCAAGACUUGAACUGGAUGUGACCAAUAAAGAAGACAUCAAAAAGGAAGACAAGGAAGUGCUGGGGGUCCACAGUUAAAAGGACAAGACAGGUUUGAGAAGCACUGUAGUAGAUUGCAGUGCCAUCUGCCUGCCAUCCGCUCUACUGCUGUGAUCUGGAUCUGUUUUGUGCUCUGUCCUUGUUCAACACCGAUUCUCAUCUGAGUGUCUGUCUGGGACUGACAUCUAGUGGAUGUUUUAUUAUCUGUGACCUUUAGAUUUGCAGACACACCUGUUUUACACACGUCAGGCAAACCCAGAACCAGGAAACAGGAAUCUCCUGAGUUCAGUGGAAAGAGAAAGUGUAUUUUAACUGCUGUGUUUGUGUCUCUAUUAAUGCUGUAAAAUGGCAGAAGCCAGAUUUUCUCAGGAUGACUUCAUCUGUCCAGUGUGUCUGGAACUCUUUAGGGAUCCAGUGACGAUUUCCUGUGGGCACAGUUACUGUAAAAGCUGUAUUACAGGCCACUGGGAUCAGGAGGAUCAGGUGAGAGUCUACAGCUGCCCUCAGUGCAGACAGACCUUCAUUCCAAGACCUGCUUUAGGUAAAAACACCAUUCUGGCUGAAGUGGUGGAGAAACUGGAGAAGACUAAACUUCCUGCUGACUGUUAUGCUGGAGCUGGAGAUGUGCAGUGUGACGUCUGUUCUGGAAGAAAAUACAAAGCUGUCAAGUCCUGUCUGGUGUGUCUGAACUCUUACUGUCAAACUCACCUUGCACAACAUGAGAGUUUCUUUAAAGGAAAGAGACACAAUUUGACUGAAGCCACUGGACGACUGCAGGAGAUGAUCUGCCGUGAACACGAUAAACACCUGGACAUGUACUGUAUCACUGACCAACAAUGCAUUUGUGUACUGUGCACAAAAUAUGAGCAUAAAAACCACAACACUGCAUCAGCUGCAGCACAGAGAACAGAGAAACAGAUGCAGGUGAAGGAGUUACAGAGAAGGUUCCAGCAGAGAAUCCAGCAGAGAGAGAAAGAUCUUCAGCAGCUGAGAGAGUCUGUGGAGUCUCAUAAGCGCUCUACACAGACAGCAGUGGAGGACAGUGAGAGGAUCUUUACUGAGCUCAUCCUCUCCAUUGAGAAAAGACGCUCUGAACUGAUACAGCAGAUGAGAGAUCAGGAAAAGUCUGCAGUGAGUCGAGCUGAAGAACAACUGAAGCAACUGGAGCAGGAGAUCAAUGAUCUGAGGAGGAAAAAUGCUGAGCUGGAGCAGCUUUCACAAACACAGGAUCACAUCCAUUUCCUGCAGAGUUUCCAGUCUCUCUCAGCACCUCCUGAAUCUACAUAUGUAAAUGACAAUCCCUUAAUUUCUCUAUUCUCUUUUGAUGGCGUGAGAGAAUCUGUCAGUCAGCUGAGAAUCAAACUGCAGGAUUUCUGCAAAGAAGAUCUCAAAAACAUCUCUGACGGAGUCAGAUUCACCAACAUUGUUCCCAGGACCAGGAACGACUUCCUACAAUAUUCCCAUCAGCUCACUCUGGAUACAAACACACUGAAUAAAGGCCUCCACCUGUCCAAGAGGAACAGAGUGAUUGAAUAUACUGUCACAAAGCAGCCAUAUCCUGAUCAUCCAAACCGAUUUGAUCAUUAUCGUCAGGUGUUGUGUAGAGAGCGUGUGUGUGGACGCUGUUACUGGGAGAUUGAGUGGAGUGGAUAUGUGGCUAUAUCAGUGUCAUAUAAGAGCAUUAGCAGGAAGGGGCGGGGUGAUGAGAAUUGGUUUGGACGUAAUGAUCAGUCCUGGAGUUUGUUCUGCUCUCCCUCCAGUUACUCAUUAAGACACAAUAACAUAAAGACUGAUCUCCCUGUGAAGGCCAUGAGCAGUAGAAUAGGAGUGUAUGUGGAUCACAGUGCAGGAACUCUGUCCUUCUACAGCAUCUUUGACACAAUGAGCCUCAUCCAUACAGUCCAGACCACAUUCACUCAGCCGCUCUAUCCUGGUUUUGGGGUUGAUUAUUAUGAAUCAUCAGUGAAGCUGUGUUGAUUAAUCAGGAAAAAAAAAAUGUAGAUAAGUUCUACCCGUAAUGCUUUGAGCUGCAUGAUUAAUCACUAACAGUGAGAUGUUAUAGUCUCUUCAUUAAAUUAAUACUGCAGUUGAACUUCAGUCACUGAAAUAUCAGAAUAAAUCCUCAUAUCACACCUCAUGGACUUGUAAUUGUGUUUUUGUUCCCCAUUUGUUCCCCUAUUUUCCCGGCUGUGUCUGAUUAUGUCAUUUGGUUCAGGUGUGUUUUGUAAUUACCAUAAUUUGCUCCACUACUUAAGUUCAAGUUUGUUCAGUAUGUCUUUGUCCGGUCUUAAUGUUGUCUGUGUUUGUGUAUCCUGCCUACCUUAUGUGGAUUACGCUUAUGUGGAUGUAUUAAAGCCGGUUUAUUGUUAUCUUUAUCGUAUUCAUGCGUUUCUUCUACACUGCACCGUAACAAUAUAGACAGUAAGAUCAGUGUGUCAAAGACA
Messenger RNA from Onychostoma macrolepis, 2590 nucleotides. RefSeq names its product tripartite motif-containing protein 16-like. Bases 492 to 2123 code for a protein of 543 amino acids. The transcript is spliced from 6 exons. Gene Ontology annotation, molecular function: zinc ion binding; protein binding. The record is from RefSeq and is a predicted model, not a curated record. NCBI's taxonomy places the organism in Eukaryota, Metazoa, Chordata, Actinopteri, Cypriniformes, Cyprinidae.